Molecule: messenger RNA, 975 nt
Organism: Trypanosoma rangeli
Lineage: Eukaryota; Euglenozoa; Kinetoplastea; Trypanosomatida; Trypanosomatidae
Product: coatomer epsilon subunit
Exons: 1
Coding region: 1-975 (324 amino acids)
Biological process (GO): intra-Golgi vesicle-mediated transport; endoplasmic reticulum to Golgi vesicle-mediated transport; retrograde vesicle-mediated transport, Golgi to endoplasmic reticulum
Cellular component (GO): COPI vesicle coat
Molecular function (GO): structural molecule activity; protein binding
Source: RefSeq, a predicted model, not a curated record
AUGGCCGAUCCCUUCUACGAAGCGCGUAACGCCCUUACGGUCGGUAAUUAUCACCAGGCGCUCGCUGAGGCAGGCGGAGCAAAGACGACGCUCCGCAAGCAGGACGAGGUGACCGCUUUUAAUACUGAGCGGGAGGCUCUCUUAUGCCUUGCUCAGAUUGGGUUGGGCCAGGGUGAGGCCGUCGUAACACAGUUGGCUACCGCCACCCACCCCACGUUACAGGCAGUGAAACAUUGGGCGCAGUUUUCACUGGCCAUUAAAAAUCAAACGCCUGGAGCAGCCCUUACCCCCGCUGCAGCCUCGGCGCUAGAGCAAUUGACACAAGCGACGGAAGAAGUCAGUCCUGCACACAUUCAGGUGGCUGUGCUGGCCGCCUCUGCUCUUCUUGCCUCUGGCGAUAGUGCUGGGGCAAUAAAGUUGGCUAAAAAAUGGAUACAUGAACUUCCAACACCGGAGGGGGGUGCCAAUAUGCGUAAGCAUAUGGAAUUGCGCGUCGUUGUGGUCGAGGCGCUUCUCCGCAUGCAACGCCCGGAGAUGGCCAGAGGUGAAGUGAGCAGCAUGGAACAGCUGGACGAUGAAUCCAUCUUGACGGUGUUGUGCUCAGGUAUAGUGAGUCUCCACGAGGGACCCCAGUCUGUUGAUGCGUAUCGGAGGGCCCUCGAACGGUUUAAGGAACUCUCCAUUCGCUGCGGCCCGAGCGUCCUGGCACAUAACCUAGCGGCGCUAGCACAAAUGGAGCUUGGCGAUUUCGAGGCGGCUGAGCGUAGUCUCCUUGACGCGUUGGCUAUGCGAUCUGGCGACGUCGAUACGACGUCCAAUUUGGCGGUUGUCUCUUCCCAUCUGGGCAAGGCAGCAGAUUCCACAAAUCGCUACACCCAACAAGCGACUGCCAUCACUGGAGCAUGGAGCCACCGGUACGCCGCCAUGAAUGCCCGCCUAAACGAGGCUGUCCUCCAAUUCUCAACAACAGCGUAG